CUAUAACACCACAUUUCCCACAAUAACAGCAAUUGUAGAAAAGAGAACAAAUCAUAUGAACACUAUCAUUCGUAUCCUACAAGAGAUUUAAUACCCGGUCACGGACUACUUGGCCGGACUUACGUCAUGUAUCCCUCCGCGGCAGAACAUUUAAGGGUGUUGCAGGAACGGAGAGCCUUAGUUACCUCUUAUCGACUGUGGGGUGUUGACGUGUGUCUCUGUAAGCUGAACUUGGCGUGCGUGACUCAGGUGAGCAUCCGAACUAUUUAGAAAAGGAAGGAGAUAAACUGCAAAUUCCCAAAAUUAGAGAAGAAAGAAAGAAAAAACAAGACCGUGAAAAAGAUAACCACAAACUCGAAGUGGGAAAAGAAACACCAGAAUUAAUAAUAAUAAUAAAAAAUAGAAAAAAAUAGAAAAAAAAAAAAAUAGAAAGAAGAGAUUGGGAUAGAUUCGUGUAUGCAUACAUGGAGAUCCACUUCUGUACUGGGUCUGCAUUCACUACGUAACCAAACAUACGCACGUACAAACCCACACAGAUGGAUUCUGCAAACGACUCCACUGACUUUUUUUGAAGAUUUCUGUGGUCGUUCAUUCUGGAACAUCACAGAAGCCUGGCAAACAGCUCAUCCCACGCUAGGGCGAUGUGUGGAAAGGACUGCCCUUACCUGGGGCCCCUGUUUAUUCCUGUGGGUGUGUGCCCCUCCUGCCCUCGUAGCCAUGCACCACAGGCCAUCCUUUUUACCGGCCCCAGCUGCUCCCCUGCCCUGGCUUCCCCGCCUCGCCUGCAAGUUGGUCCUGUCCGUGAUGGUGAUGGCGACGGCUCUGGCGGAGGUGGCAGUAGUGAUAGCAGCAGCAAUUGGAGGUGAUAGUAGUGGUGGUAGUGAUGGAGCAGGCCUCUACCCUUCACCACUGCCACCUCCACCUUUACCUGUGGACUUAGCGGCCCCCGUGGUACUACUAGUGUCUUAUGGAGUGGCAGUGGUGAUGGUGGCGGCCUGCAGGAGGGUAGGUCAACGUAGCAGUGGCCUACUCUUCAUCUUCUGGGGCCUCAUGGUUGUGUGUGGCGUGCCCCAGCUGAAGGACAUAAUCGCAGGGCUCCACACACACCCUCAGGAAAGCCUACAGAACACUACAACAUGGGAAGCACCUUUACCCUCAGUUCACCACCCUGCCUUGGCCACCACUUUUCUACUGCAGUACUGUGGUGCUGCUCUUCUGCUGCUCCUUAAUUGCUUUGCUGACCCUGCACCACGCCCUAAGGGAUCUACUAAGGGGGUGAAGGAGUCCCCAGAGGAGGCAGCAUCCUUCCUGAGUCGUAUCACCUUCCACUGGGUCACUCAACUCCUGUGGAAAGGGUGGUGCCGGCCCCUUACCAAGGAAGACCUGUGGAGUCUGCCCCCAAAGUGCAGGAGUGAAACAGUGGAUGCUACUUGGAGGAAUGCUUGGAGUAGAGAAUUGUCUUAUAGGAGACGGAAGGCACUGUCUCACAUACCCAAGGAAACUAGCACUGUCAGCAGCACCAACACUGGAGGAAGUGGUAGUGGUGGUGCAGGCCUCCACCACUUGUCUGUCUUGAGAGUAGCACUGAGGGCCUACCUGUGGCCUUACCUGUUUAGCUUCUUUCUUCUCCUGGCUGCUGAUAUGAUGCUCUUCCUUACACCUUGGCUACUAGGGAGCCUCAUCUCCUUCACUACGGCCGUCACCUCAGAACCCACUUGGCAUGGCUACCUAUACGCAGUGGGCCUCCUCCUGGCCAAUACCCUCAUCUCUCUGCUACGUGAGGGCUUCUUCCAGAGGGCCUUCAAGGUGUGUGCACGUCUGCGAGCAUCACUCAUGAUGGCUGUGUACCGCAAGGCACUCACUAUCUCUCCCAGUGCCAGGAAGGAAUCUACAGCAGGCGAGAUCGUUAACCAUAUGUCUGUAGAUGCCUUCAAAGUGAGUGAUCUGAGUAUAAUGUCCAGCAUGGGUCUUGUUCUACCCUUCUUCACCAUUGUAGCUGUGUGGCAACUGUGGAACAUUCUUGGCCCCUCAGUACUAGCAGGACUGGCGGUGAUGGUACUGCUCAUGCCUCUGAAUGCUGCUGUAGCAAAGCGCCUGAAGGAGUUGCAGACCAAGCAGAUGAAAUUGAAGGACAAGAGGAUUAAGAUUUCUAGUGAAAUUAUUAGUGGUAUAAAGGUACUCAAACUGAAUGCUUGGGAGGAGCCCUUCAAAGAACAGGUACAAAAAGUGCGUAAGGAAGAAAUACAGUUAUUAACGAAGGCCACUUACCUAGAAGCCAUAACUGUGUUCCUUUGGUUCCUCACACCUUAUCUGGUUUCUCUUGCCACCUUCACCACCUACAUCCUGGUCUCAGAAGAUAAUGUGCUGGAUGCCGAGACAGCUUUUAUCUCCAUUGCUCUCUUCAAUCUCCUUAGAAUCCCCAUCACCCAGUUGUCUUCGGUACUUGCUAUGGGCAUCCAGGCAAAAGUGUCCCUGAGCAGACUAGAAAAAUUCUUUGCUGCACCUAAUGUGGAUCCUAAUGCUGUGUAUAGUGACCCCAAGAUAGACAGUGCAAUCAAUGUGGAGGGUGGAACAUUCAGCUGGGGUGGGGCUGCAGUGGAAUGGGCACUGCAGGGGGUAGAGCUAAAGGUGCAGCAGGGACAGCUGGUGGCAGUUGUGGGGCCUGUAGGGGCUGGCAAGAGCUCCCUCCUCUCUGCUUUACUGGGACAGAUGGAUAAGACAAGUGGGCAUGUAUUAGUGAAUGGCCAGGUUGCUUAUGUGUCACAGGAGGCAUGGCUACAGAAUACCACCUUGAGGGAGAACAUAACUUGGGGACAGCCGUUUGAGGAGAGGCGCUUCAGAAUGGUGGUGAAUGCUUGUGCCCUGCAGCCUGACUUUGAUAUACUACCUGGUGGUGAUCUGACAGAGGUUGGAGAGAAGGGCAUCAACUUAAGUGGCGGACAGAAGCAGCGUGUUGCCCUUGCCCGUGCUGCAUACAGUGAUGCUGAUGUAGUGCUACUAGAUGACCCUCUCAGUGCUGUAGAUGCCCAUGUUGGGAAGCAGAUUUUUGAUUGCCUGCUAGGACCAUCAGGACUCAUGGCAAGCAAGACUCGAGUGUUGGUAACCCAUUCCCUUUGGCUCCUUCCGAGGGUGGAUUACGUGGUAGUGGUGGAAGGCGGGCAGCUGGUGGAGCAGGGGACAUGUGGAGAGCUGCUGGAGAAAGAGGGUACUUUGGCACGCCUUCUACUCCACCAUAUUAAUAAGAAAAUGGAGAAGGGGGAGGAUGAGGAGGAGCUGAAGGAGGAGGAAGUAGAGAAAGAGGAGGAAGGAGAGGAAGAUCAGGGGUUGGAGGAGUUAUGUGAACAGCUGGAGCAUAUCCCAGGGGCUCAAGCACUCCUGAGGCAGAUCUCACGCCAGAGCUCAAAGUCUCACCACCAAGUUGAUUCUCCCAGACCCAGCAGUCACCACCGUCUGCCAGGUGCCACCACUACUACCAACAAUUACCACAGGAAGCAAGACUCUACCUCACCACCACCUUACCAAAAUACAUUCUCCAGAAAGUUCUCCUCCACCUCCACUAUCUCUACAUCACCUUCCUCUAUGGUGGAGGGUGUAGGAGAUGUGGAGAUGAAGGAGAAAGGACUGAAACUUGAAGGGCAGCUAGUGAAGGAGGAAUUUACUCAAACAGGGAGAGUUGGAUGGAGUGUGUACCAAUUCUAUGCUAAGUCAGUUGGUCACGUCUCACUCCUCCUCCCUCUGCUCUUUUUCUUUGUAGGACAGAGCUGUCAAGCUGGCAGCAAUAUCUGGCUUUCAUACUGGUCUACCUCACAAACCAUUACCACCACUGUUGCCAACACUACUGCUGCUGCUGCUGCUGCUGCUACUAACAUUACCAAUACUACUGCCAACGUGGAGGAGGAAGAGUUUGAUCGUCUUCAGUUCCUAUUUAUUUAUGCUUCCUUUGGAGUGGGGCAGGCCAUAUUUAUCUAUCUGAGUCUGGUGAUGUUGAGGCGAGGGUGUCUGAAGGCUGGGAGGAGAAUACAUGACAUCCUUCUAGAUGCACUCCUUCAUCUGCCUAUCCAUUUCUUUGAUACAAACCCCAGUGGCAGGGUACUGAAUAGACUGAGUAAGGAGACAAAUGUACUGGACUCUGUAUUACCCAUGAUGCUUGUGACGGGAAUGGGUGCCUUUACUCAGGUGGUGACAACGCUUCUGGUGGUAAUAGGGUCCGCACCAUGGGUGGGAUUGGUGGUGGUACCAGUGAUGGCCUUGUACUUCAUCCUCCUUGGCCUGUACACCAUGACACACAGGCAGGUCAGGAGGAUUGAGUCUGCUGCAACCUCUCCUAUCUACACCUUCUUUCGGGAAACUGUACAGGGAGUGUCCACCAUCCGUGCCUUCAAGAAGCAGGAGUCGUUCAUUGAGAGCUGCCAGGCAAAAAUAAAUGCAGCUAUGCAAGGCUUUCUGGCCAUGGCUACAUGUAACAGGUGGCUAGCAGUGCGGCUGGAGUGUGCUGGUAACCUCAUAGUGUUCUCUGCUGCCAUCUUUGCUGUAGUGGGCAGAGGGUCUGUCAGUCCAGGCAUUGUGGGUCUCUCCAUCACUUAUGCCCUGAACAUCACAGUGAUCCUCAAUUACUUUGUCAGGAUGUGUUCAGAGAUUGAGGCGAACAUCGUGUCAGUGGAGCGAAUAAAGGAGUACAUUGAGGAGGAGAAGGAGGCCCCAUGGAGGGUGCAGGAUGCUCCCCAAAAGUUGUGGCCACAUGCAGGGGGUCUAGUGUUCAAGGGAUACAAGGCCCGUUACCGUCCUGAAUUAGAACUGGUGCUGCAUGGUGUGUCCUGCUCCGUGACGCCUGGCGAGAAGGUGGGCAUUGUGGGGAGGACAGGGGCGGGCAAGUCUUCCCUCACCCUGGGUCUCUUCCGCAUCAUUGAGGCUGCAGCAGGAAGUAUCGAGGUGGAUGGUAGAGACAUCAGUAAAGUAGGGCUGCACGAUCUUCGAAGCCGUAUCACUAUUAUUCCACAGGAUCCUGUGUUAUUCAGUGGGACUCUACGUCUCAAUCUGGACCCAGCUGGCAUUCUGGGGGACGAGGAGGUGUGGCGUGCCCUGGAGCUGGCCCACCUUGCCCCCCUGGUGAGGAAACAACCCCUGGGGCUUUCUAUGAUGGUGGAAGAAGGUGGAGCUAACCUCAGUAUGGGACAGAGACAGCUAGUGGGACUGGCCAGAGCACUGCUAAGGAAGUCUCCCCUCUUGGUGCUGGAUGAAGCCACAGCAGCAGUGGAUGUACAGACAGACCAGCUCAUUCAAACCACUAUAAGGGCUGAGUUUGCUGAGUGUACAGUGCUCACCAUCGCCCAUAGACUUAAUACCAUACUGGACAGUGACAAACCAAAAUCUGUGAAGAGUUCCCCGCAGAAGUGGACCUGGAAAGUAAGGCCUGGAAGGUGCUCACCUGGACUGCUAUUGGGCUUGGACUGGCUGCCACAGCAUCCUUCUUUACCAGUCAUUGAGCUAUGCUUCUCCCUGUGAGCUCUUCUUCCACACUCCACCAGGCCGAGGUAGAAGUGACCACUCUGUGCCCUUUGCAAGGGGCUUGGGAAGAGCAUCCUGAUGACCAACCACACAGUGUUCCCAAAACUUGUCAUAAUCAUUAUCAUUAUCAUCAUUAUCAUUGAUGCCUUGCUUCUGUUUGAGAAGCUGUGGAGGGCAUGUGUGUGACAGGAAUGUCAUACAUACAGGUGUCAAGUCCAUAUGUUAGACAUUACUCCAUAUCAUUCUUUACUGUGUCUCCAAAAUCUGCUUGUCUGUGCACUGUUCCACUUGAUGCAUACUGCUGAACACCCCCCCCACUCUCUCUCUCUCUCUCUCUCUCUCUCUCUCUCUCUCUCUCUCUCUCUCUCUCUCUCUCUCUCUCUCUCUCUCUCUCUCUCUCUCUCUCUCUCUCUCUCUCUCUCUCUCUCUCUCUCUCUCUCUCUCUCUCUCUCUCUCUCUCUCUCUCUCUCUCUCUCUCUCUCUCUCUCUCUCUCUCUCUCUCUCUGCCAUAUAUUUAUACUGUUACAGCUUUUCAUGGCAGUUACUUUCUUGCCUUAACAAUCAUCUUGUAUCUCAUUUGCUGCCAACAAUAUGGAAUGACAUUGUUACUGUAAAUUUUUUUCCAUAUGACACCUUUAUGGAUCUUGCUUCCAUCAUUCACACUCUUAUCUUCUUUAAUUACUCUAUCUAUAUACAGUAUAUAUAAACAACAAUGAAGGGCAUAACAACACACUCAUGUCUCAUUUCUUUUUGCUUAUUUGCAAUACUCCUACUAUUGCUAUCAUAUCACAGUAAAGUGACUUAACUGCAUCUGAUCACCUUUCACAUUGUAGACCUUUAUCACCUGAAGUUCCUUCCUUGAAUCCGAUUAUAAGCCAUUUCCAAACCCAUAAAAGCAGUUUAUUUUUCUUUCCUACGAGAUUUUGAGAUUUUUUGUCAUUCAUUAACAACACUGUUGUGGUCUUUGCUAUACAAUACUUCUUUUCUGAUGCGAUGCUGUCUCUCAGCAUUUCAGUGAAAUCCUGUUCACUGUUUUUUGAUCAAGUACAGAGCAUUUCUUCCCUAUCCCUUCUCAGUCGGUGGCUGCUGGCCUCAGCCUCAAGAUACCCUCCCAGUGUUAGCAGAGGAGUUGCCACACCAGAGGGGUGGUGGCAGUCAUGUCUUUCACCAGAAUUAUUUUAGCAAAAUGUCCAGUUUUCAGCCUUAUGUCCUCAUAGUUUAUUUUUUUAAUUACAUAUAUAUACCAAGACUCCUGGUAGUUUUAUAGUUAGCAGGGGACAGAGUUAACAUGCCCUUAGCCAAAAUUUGCACUAUUAGUAUGGACCUAUUAAUUAAGUUUCCAACAUCAUUUUGGUAGUGUACAUUUUAGUUUAGUCACUUGAUUUAUUUUUUUUCAUGUCUUUCUGCACAAGUACUUCAUAAGUGUUCACAAGCAUUCCCAGUCAUAUACACUUAGAAAAGAAAAGAAAAAAAAUAAAAGAAUAAGUAGAACAAAAGUGGCAUGCAAAGUGACCAUUAUUUUGGUAUGGCCAGUGCACCUGAAUUUCAUGUUUAUUCUUGUAUUCCUAUACGCUAUAUCUUUAUAGGUGUUUAUCUAUAUUUAAUAGGCAUGGAAACAGUACAAGAUGAACCCUUGUAAGAGUCUGGCGGUGAAGGCAGAUAAGCAAGACUAUGUGUACAGCUGUUUGACCACUUCCACUCAGCUGUUUGUGUGCAUAGGUCUUUUUAAGAUUGAGAACAGUCAUCAACUUGUUUGUAAGAGUGAACUUUACUACAUGAAAUGUUCAGUAGUGAAUGUUCUCCAGUGUUGUGCAAAGUUAAUCAGAUGUGGUUUUGUAUCAGUGGAUGCAAAGAGUGGUGUGUGCGCCUGUGUGAUGCAGUGUGGUGUUUGUGUCUCCGUGUGCUUGUUUGUGACUUGGUCGAGGCAGGAGGAGUAAGAUGGCUGGCAACCUGAAAGUUAGCAAUGGAUGUGAGCAGCCUGAACUCAAGGACACUGAUCUCUCGAAACAGGAGUUUCGACCUCGCAUAUCCGACCAUUUAAUUUUCUAAGUUUAAAAGAGCAUUUUAUAUUGAUUGCUUUCAGCACCAUGUCAUGGUAUUAAUAAAAGAGAUUAUAAGGAGAGUGGCCUGCUUCAUUGUGCUGCAGAAGAAUUGGAGUAUGUCCCCACUUCUCACUGAUUUCAAUGCAGUUUAAUCCUGAAAGAAAAAAAUAUACAUAGUACGUAUAUUGUACAUAGUGAAUAGCUCGCCUUUGUAUCUUUAUAAUUCUACCACUAACCUAACCUAUCUAGUCAGUCUCUAGGUUCUGCUUGUUAGUGGUGGGGAAGUGCAGUGCUCCAAGGCAAAGGUUUUAUUGUCCAUCUUCUUUGUUACUAUUUUUUAGUUGUCAGUUUAUUUUACAUAUCAGAUCUGAACUUGAGUUUAUAUGUACACAAAGAGCCUGCAUCUGCCUACCAAUGAUGUACAGAAGAUGAUGAGGUUAUAAUUGCAUCAACUGUUUGUUAAGAAUGUUUAUGUAGCAAUUGGGAAGGCUCUCCCACUUUUUUGGUAGUAUUUCAUGUGACCACAUUGUCAAUAAACCAAAAAAGCAUUAACUCUUAA
Molecule: messenger RNA, 8106 nt
Organism: Scylla paramamosain (green mud crab)
Lineage: Eukaryota; Metazoa; Arthropoda; Malacostraca; Decapoda; Portunidae
Product: ATP-binding cassette sub-family C member 3-like
Exons: 30
Coding region: 457-5502 (1681 amino acids)
Biological process (GO): transmembrane transport
Cellular component (GO): membrane
Molecular function (GO): ABC-type transporter activity; ATP binding; ATP hydrolysis activity
Source: RefSeq, a predicted model, not a curated record